GAAAAUUUUUCACACUGCAAUACCAUUUUUCUCUCAAAAUCCGAUUUUUUCUCAUCAACAUAGCGGUUUCCGACGAAAGAGAUAUACGUCGGAGACAUGGAAAUGGUAGACACAGCGCCGGAGCCGACGUCGGCGAUAGAACUCGAACGUCGUAAGCUUCGUGAACGGUGGGAGUUGGCCUCCGUUCUAAAUUUUCUCACCGUUUUUGAGCCAGUGCUUGAAAUCAAAUUGAAAAUUUCAGCUGAGGAGAUAGAAACAGCCCUCAUUGAGUCAAAUGAUAAUCUUGCGCAGCUGCAUAUAGUGCUUCUGAAGGGGAUACCUCCUGUGAAUAAACUACUGAAGGAUUCUGAUGGAUGGGUGAUAGCACUUAGCAAGAAACUUGAAAUGUGGUGGCCAUGGGUUGCAGAAGGGAAUUUCCCUUUGACUGCGAAAAAAGGAGAGGAAAUGUCCACAUACAAGGCACUCAACCCGACAACUCGCCUGCUUGUCCUUAAAGCACUCUGUGAAAUACGAGCUGAUCAAAGUGACACCAUAUCUUACAUUAAUGAUGAAACGAAAAAUAGAACCGAUUCUACUGCUUUCCGCAAAGAGAAGCUUGGGGGCAAUGGAAAUGAAGUUUCAUACUGGUAUGACGGGAAUGAAACUCUUGGUCAUAGAUUAUACAAGGAAGUUUAUCAAGUUGAGUCCAUGUCAAAAGUAAAGGACAAGAAAAGGAUAUCAGCGAUAACUUCUCAGUGGGAGACGCUUGCAACCACUUUUGAAGAAUUCCAGAAUUUUGUGGAGAAGUUCUCAUCAAGUCAAGUUAAAUGGGAAGCUGAUGUGGGCAAGGCUGUUGAAGCUCAUGCUAUUCCUGCUCUUCAGAAACUUCAGAGGAAGAAAGAUAAGGCACAGAAGCGACAACAAAGAGAACAAAGGCUAGAAAGCUUAAGAAGCCUUGCCGUUCAUCGUUCUAGCCGGAUUCGUAGGCCAGUCAAUUACACAUGUGACGAUUUUGACAGAGCAAUCAAGGAGGCUAUAUCAGUAACAAACAAAAGGAAGGCAACUGAAGACUCAACAAGUGAAACUAGACUGAAUGAGCAUGGCCCUAGGAAUGAAACCAAUUUGCUGGACUCCUCUCCUGCAUCUAACUCAAUAAGCAGUGAUGCAGCAGACAGUGAAUCUGAGAGUGACAGACCUCAAGAAAGCAAUGAAGCUGUCGAUGAUACCAGUGAUGAGGUUGAUGAAGCUGAUCUUGAUGAAGAUGGUACUGUCUCAAUGAAGGGAAAUGGUCAGUUAUACCAUAGGCCAAGCAGUUGUCGUUACAGUAAGAGACUUGCUGGAGUGACUGGCUAUGCUGUUCCAGAAAGCACUCAUAUUGGUGCAAAAUAUAGGUUGAGGCAGAGACCUAGCAUUAAUACAGCUGCUAAGUCUGUUGUCAUUCUUGAUUCUGAAGAUGAAAAUUGAUCAAGAUAACAGGAGGGCCUGCCGUGAGAACUGAUCUCUGUUUUGGUGCAGUUUCAUCCAAGCCAAAUGAAUAUAGGUUGGCAAAAGCAAAUUAGUUGCUACCACCUUAAUCAUAAUUUUGUCCCUGUAGUAAUAGCUAGCAACAUGACUUCAGAAGAUUGUCUGUAAACUUGUGUAAGGCAGUAAGUUCACUUAAUGCUUCAUUAGUUUUUUGUGCUAUUAUGCAUUCAUUAUGUUCUCUGCUUGACAGCACUUGUUGAAUCUCAAGAAAAAUGUAAGAUUACCUUGA
Solanum pennellii is the source of this 1732-nucleotide messenger RNA. Its product is annotated as DDT domain-containing protein DDR4. Gene Ontology annotation, cellular component: RSF complex. Gene Ontology annotation, biological process: regulation of DNA-templated transcription. Lineage: Eukaryota; Viridiplantae; Streptophyta; Magnoliopsida; Solanales; Solanaceae. The transcript has 11 exons. The record is from RefSeq and is a predicted model, not a curated record. Bases 97 to 1443 code for a protein of 448 amino acids.